Molecule: messenger RNA, 972 nt
Organism: Zootoca vivipara (common lizard)
Lineage: Eukaryota; Metazoa; Chordata; Lepidosauria; Squamata; Lacertidae
Product: germ cell-specific gene 1-like protein
Cellular component (GO): plasma membrane
Source: RefSeq, a predicted model, not a curated record
AUGAUUAAACUGAGCCGGCGGUCCCGCUCAAUGCUCUCCUUGGGCCUCAACUCUUUGGCCCUCUGCUUUUCCGUUUCGGCCUUCUGCACCAGCUAUUGGUGUGAGGGGACCCACAAGGUGGUUAAGCCCCCCUGCCUCUCGGCCGUCAAGAAGGGGAACUGCGUGCCCAUCAACAGCAACGAGACGAUGGAUGGCAACGUGACCAUGGACCCCCACGUGGUCCAGUACAUCUGGGAAACGGGCGAAGACAAGUAUGCUUUCCGGUACUUCCACACGGGCUUCUGGCUCUCGUGUGAGGAGCAUCACGGAGAGGAGAAGUGCCGGAGCUUCAUUGAGCUGCCCCCCGAGUCGGAGAAAGGGGUGCUGUGGCUCUCCGUUGCCUCCGAAUUCCUUUAUAUUAUCCUGUUGACUGUGGGGUUCCUAUUGAUGUGUUUGGAUGCUGUCUACUAUGCCAACUUCAUUGAUGGGCUCAAGAUCAAUGCUUUUGCGGCUGUGAUCACUGUUCUCUCAGGGCUGCUGGGCAUGGUAGCCCAUAUGAUGUACAUGACCGUCUUUCAGGUGGCUGUGAACCUGGGACCAAAAGACUGGAGACCUCAGACAUGGUAUUAUGGCUGGUCAUUUGGCAUGGCCUGGCUCUCGUUCACCCUUUGCAUGUCAGCCUCUGUGCUGACCCUCAACACCUACACCAAGACCAUCCUGGAAUUCAAGUACCGCCGGCGGAUUUUUGAGAAGCAUACGGCAUCGAUGGGGAGCAGCAGAGGUCCCGGUUCGCCUGCUCUGGCCCCCGACCUCGAACGCUUCCUCUGGGAUAAAUAUAUCUUCAGCGUUAGUGACUCUCUAGACUUCACCCCUAGCCCACCGGGCCCAAUGGCUCCCGGCAGUGGGCGCAAGGCCUACGCGGGAGGGUAUGCUGGGCUCGCAGGAGGUCACAGUGGAGAUACUGGGGACGAGGAUGACGGGGAGCCAUGCUAG